AAAAAAAAAAAACCAAGAGAGAAAAACCAAAGCGAACUCAAUUAGUGAAAAGUGUUCAUUAGAUAUGCGAAGAGGUGGUGGUGGAGGAGGAGGAGGAGGUGGUGGAAGGGGGUAUGGGAACUACACUAACCCGUGUUUGACCAUGCAUCAACCAUGGGCUUCAUUGUUGGUAUACGGCAUCAAACGUAUUGAAGGCAGGUCAUGGACUACUCCUAUUAGAGGCCGCCUUUGGAUUCAUGCUGCAAGUAAAGUUCCGGAGGAAGAUACAAUCAAAGCGAUGGAAGACUUCUAUAGAGAAAUUUAUGCAGUGAAUGGAAUUACUGACUUGAAGUUUCCUGAACAUUAUCCUGUUUCAAGACUUUUAGGGUGUGUUGAAGUGGUUGGCUGUGUGAAAUGUGAAGAGCUAGCAAGCUGGGAGGCAGUACCUGAAGGGGUGAGGCUAGAAGGACAAACAGAUUUUUGCUGGCUUUGUGAGCAGCCACAGAAAUUACUAGUUCCUUUUGAGAUGCGAGGCUAUCAAGGUGUUUAUAACUUGGAAAGGAAGAUCCAUGAGGCUGCAAUUAGAGGUCUUGUCCCUGUUAAAGGUCCAAUGCCAGUAAAAUUCCCUCUCCCAAAUCCUCAAGAUCCCUUUUCCUUGAAACCGGGUUCUAUUUCUGUGGGAUUCUCUGGCAAUAAAGCAUCUGUUGUGGAGAAAUCUGAAGGUCUCAGUGCAGCCAUUGCUGGUGCACGAGCAGCAGCUACACAGUUCAACAAGAAAGAUCAAAACCUUCUAUCUAAUACCACAACAAAUAGCUAUUCCAACUCCACAAGCAGUGGUCAACCAGACAGCAAAUCGUUGGAAGAAGAUAAAAUGCUAGAGAGCUGUUCAGUUGGAGUUUCUGGUGAGGAGGCCUCAGUUCCAAGUAAAACAGAGCAACUCAAUCCCAUUCAGUGUGAGGAAAGCAGUAGCCGCGGUCAAACUCGUGAAGAUCUGAAACAGAUUCCUGGAGCUUCUGCUAAGAUUUUUGCAGCAGCUGUAAGAGGGCUGAAACAAUCAUGAUUCUGCUCCGAAAGAGUUCUAUACAAAUUGUGGGAUUGAAGUGAGCCUCAAUGCAGCUUGUAAGUAUUGAGUUUGGAGGCCACUUUGCCAUCUCUUGUGGCUGUAUGCUAAUUUACUUUGUGAGGUGUCCGAAAAAUAUUUUACAUAAGGCAGACACUACACUAGUGAUGGAGCUUUACAUUUGUUUUUUUUUAAUAAUUAUUUACACCCUCUCUCUUUUUUCCGCUAA
Molecule: messenger RNA, 1268 nt
Organism: Populus nigra (black poplar)
Lineage: Eukaryota; Viridiplantae; Streptophyta; Magnoliopsida; Malpighiales; Salicaceae
Exons: 7
Coding region: 65-1039 (324 amino acids)
Biological process (GO): positive regulation of DNA-templated transcription
Cellular component (GO): nucleus
Molecular function (GO): transcription coactivator activity
Source: RefSeq, a predicted model, not a curated record